Molecule: messenger RNA, 2846 nt
Organism: Lates calcarifer (barramundi perch)
Lineage: Eukaryota; Metazoa; Chordata; Actinopteri; Centropomidae
Product: integrin alpha-L
Exons: 19
Coding region: 95-2329 (744 amino acids)
Biological process (GO): cell-cell adhesion; cell-matrix adhesion; integrin-mediated signaling pathway
Cellular component (GO): external side of plasma membrane; integrin complex
Molecular function (GO): integrin binding
Source: RefSeq, a predicted model, not a curated record
CCUUCAGCAAACUCAACCUCCCUCUUUUCCAACCCCUCAUCCCAAUGCAUUCAUUUUCCCAUUUUCCCCAAGUCCCUUUGUCUGGAGAGGACUGAUGGAAAAGAUGCAUGUGAAGAAUCCCAUCAUGUGGCUCACCUACACGGUAGCUUUUGUUAUCUCUGUAUCUUUGGCUUUCAACAUUGAUACAACAACCCCCCACAUCUCUACUAUGGAACAAACAGAUUUCUCCAGAAGCAAAUUGUUUCAAUUCAUGUCUGGCAAAAACAAAGGGAUACAUGUCACUGCACCACAGCAGCUAAACGCACCAGAGGAUAUGUGCAAAUCUGAUCUAAACCAGACUCACCAGUGCCUCAUUAUUCCAGAAAUGUCUCUCACAGACACAACAAUACCUGUCAAGCACUUAAGACUGUCAAUACCUGAAGACUCCACAGAUUCCCAAUUCACUGUUUGCAGCUCCAGGGUGGUUCAUGAAUAUGAUGAGAACUCCUAUGUAAACAGUGUGUGUUACAAGUUGACAGAAAAUGCAAGAAAGACAGUGGACCUUGUCUUUCUUUUUGAUGGAUCAGCGAGUAUGUCUGAAGAUGAGUUCAUGAAAAAUAAAGAUUUCAUAGUGGACAUAAUGACAACCUUUCAGAACACAUCAAUCAAGUUUGCAGCAGUUCAGUUCUCCUCAAAUUACAAGAAGGUUUUUGACUUCAAUGACUAUCAACAUGGUCCUGCUCUUGAAAAACUUAGGAAAGAACCCCAGAUGAAGAGUCUCACCUACACACAUAAAGCCCUCAGUUUUACAUUGGAGCAUAUUUUGGAAAAGCCAGAUGCAGGCGCCUCUCCUGAUGCAACCAAAGUCCUGGUACUGAUCACAGAUGGAGAUCCCAGUGAUACGGACAGAAAUGGGAUUAUUAAAAGAUAUAAAGAAAAAAAAAUCAUUCGCUUUGUCAUUGGGGUCAGAGCUGCCAAGCUGGAUAAAUUUACGGCCAUUGCCUCAGAACCGACAGAUAAAUAUGCCUUCCAAAUCGAGGACUAUAAUGGACUCAAAGGAAUACUGGAAAACUUUCAAAACAGGAUCUCUACAAUGGAAGGAUCCUGGGACAUGACUAGUGAAAUGGCUCAGAGUGGAUUCAGUGCUGUCUUCUACAGGGAGAACUUGAUCCUGGGUUCAGUGGGAUCAAACAGCUGGCGGGGCUCUCUCCAAGAACUCCAUGAACAAAACAAAACGCAAACUGAUCAGCGCUCGCAGAAUGACUAUAUGGGGUACUCUGUUUCUGUUGGAGAGAUGAAUAAGGCUCCUCUCUACUUCACGGGCGCACCAAGAUUUAACCACACAGGACAGGUCGUACUUUUUGUACAUAAUGGUGAAUACUGGAUCACAGCCCAAACACUGACUGGACACCAGAUCGGUUCCUACUUUGGUGCAGAGCUGUGCUCAGUAGAUAUCAACUCCGAUAAUAACACUGACUUCCUGCUGGUGGGAGCGCCACUGUUUUACCAGCCUCAGGAGAAGAGAGAAGGCCAGAUCUACGUCUACACAAUGACUGAUGAGAUGCAACUGAAAAAUGAAUUGAGUGUGACAGUGCCAUCCAUGGGUAGAUUUGGCACCACCAUAGCCAGCCUCGCAGAUCUGAACGGAGAUGGACUCCGAGACAUUGCUGUUGGAGCCCCCAUGGAGGAUGAUAACAGGGGAGCUGUGUACAUCUACCUCGGUGACAAACACCAAGGGAUACGCAGCACUUUCAGCCAGAGAAUCAUGGGGCAGAAAAUAAAAUCUGGGCUGAGAUUCUUUGGACGGGUCAUUGAUGGGGACAUCGACCUUGGAGAGGAUGGACUUCCACGUAUUCUGAUUGGAUCACAGGAAACAGCUGUUGUCUUAAGGUCCAGGCCUGUCUUUAAUGUCUUCCCACAACUGUAUUUUCAACCUGAGGAGAUCAGCACUGAGAAAAUUGACUGCUUAAGCAACACAGAUGAAAGUGUACCUAUGGUUACCUUGAUAGUCUGCUUUGAAAUGGUUGAAACAACAAAGAGCAAAGCAGGGACAGUGAACCCUGAACUGAACAUCUCAUACACGCUAGAGGUGGAUCCAAUGAGACAAACUUAUCGAGGUUUCUUCAGUCCAACUGAUAGAGAAGCUAGGAAUCUUACUUCUACCCACGAACUGAAGGAUAAAGAGACAUUCUUCAAUUUCACCAUCUACAUGGCUAAAUGUGUGGAAGACACAUUAUCGCCCAUCAGUGUCAGACUAAACUUCUUCCAAGUUGACAGCGAGAGUGCGAGUGCCGUCUUGAACAUGGACAGCCAAUGGCAGGCUGCUGCUGAGGUUCCAUUUAAAAAAUAAUGUUGAGCCAAUGACACCUGUAUGGAUGAACUUGAGAUGGACAAACAGCAAGAGAGAAGCAUGCUUGGAAAAAUGAGUAAAAAAGGUCAAGAACUGAGAUUAGUCUGGGUAAAGCCAUUAUUGUGUUUAAAAAAGAAUCAACAGUAAAGAGUGUAUGAGCAACCGUUGUAUUCCUAUAUAUACAGUAUAAUUUCACUACACUUCUCAAGAUUUAAGAUCAGUGUUAAUGCUCAUGAUAGAACUGCAACCCCUGUCCAGCUACACCUUCCUCUCUCUCCUGUUGAGGCCACUCACAAACUAUUACAACAUAUUCAUGUCACAAAAUUAUUGUAAUCAAGUAUAAUUAACACAAACAUCCUCAUUUCCAACAUAUAUGCACAGCAUACAAAGUUUGCAAUGUAGUACUGAUGAUAUGCAUUUGUCAUUGUUCAAGAUGGAACAUCUAUACUAAAAAGAAAAAGCCAUUUAAAGAUGUGACUCCUUUUUUAUUUGGCUUAAUAAAACAGCACAAACCCAG